AUGGCAGAACGGCCACCCAAACGUGCAAAGCACGCAGCACCCACCGCCCGUCUAGACACCGAAGAAAGAGUAGGGUCACGGCCAGGCUCGAGCGGAAAAGACUUCAAGCCCCGAUCCCGCGACACCAAAGAGGAAGACCGGCGAGGUGCGAGAAGAGAUGAUGAGAGAAGACGCAGGUCAAGUUCUCGAGAUACGCCUGAAAAGAAACGGGAGCGUAGCAGGUCAAGAGAACGGAAACACCGUGACAGGGACCGCGAUCGAGACAGGCCAAGAGAGAAGGACAGGGAUAAGGAUCGAGGCGGGAGACACAAAGAUGCGGACGGACGGCCACGACGUGAGAGGAGUAGGAGCGGCGACAGGCACCGAGAUUCCAAAGAUCACCGAGGCGAACGCUCCAAACGUUACUCACGCUCACGGUCUCCCGUGCGUAAUGGUGGAGGCCCAUCAGUCCGGACACGGUCCCCUCUCCGUCGAAGCGACCACGACCGGGACCGCGCACGAAACCGGCCACCGAGAAAGGACGAAGAAGAAUCGCGGACAACAAAACCAAAGGAAGACGAAAUAAGUAGCGCAAUUGCAAGCAGACCACCCAACUCGACAGUCAAUGGCGAUUCAAUGGCCGUCGAUGAGGAUGACGACAGUGCUCUCCUGCGGAAGAUGAUGGGCUUCACGACGUUCAAGACCACGCAGAACACAAAGGUGCCGGGAAACCAGAUCUACGGCGUCAGGAAGGAGAAGAAGACAGAAUACAGGCAGUAUAUGAAUCGGGUGGGCGGUUUCAACCGGCCACUCAGCCCCUCCAGAUGA
Messenger RNA from Cladophialophora yegresii CBS 114405, 807 nucleotides. RefSeq lists its product as uncharacterized. Gene Ontology annotation, biological process: RNA splicing. Gene Ontology annotation, cellular component: precatalytic spliceosome. The record is from RefSeq and is a predicted model, not a curated record. NCBI's taxonomy places the organism in Eukaryota, Fungi, Ascomycota, Eurotiomycetes, Chaetothyriales, Herpotrichiellaceae. The transcript has 2 exons. The coding region runs from base 1 to 807 and encodes 268 amino acids.